Molecule: messenger RNA, 1362 nt
Organism: Lolium rigidum
Lineage: Eukaryota; Viridiplantae; Streptophyta; Magnoliopsida; Poales; Poaceae
Product: aspartyl protease family protein At5g10770-like
Exons: 2
Coding region: 1-1362 (453 amino acids)
Biological process (GO): proteolysis
Molecular function (GO): aspartic-type endopeptidase activity
Source: RefSeq, a predicted model, not a curated record
AUGGCUCCAGCCAUUCAUCCCUGUCUGCUUCUGUGCCUGUGCCUGCUUUUUGUUGCUCCUCAUCUUAGCAGCUGUUACCACACCAGCAACACUUAUGGUGGAAGGCAUGUCCUUGUUCGUUCAUCUCACGACUCGAGGAUCCAGUCCACCUUCACGUCUAUCCCUUCUGGAGACGGCGGGCUACCUGUGAUGCAUCGGCUGAGCCCGUGGUCUCCUUCUGACGCUGGGGUCGGCGACGCCUUCUACCGUGACACCCUCCGUCUUCACGCGCUCUUUGGCGAUUCCACCGGUACCCCGCUCGUGGCAUUGCCGGGCGCGUUCGAGUACCACGUCAGCAUCGGCUACGGCACGCCGGCGCAGAAACUCACCAUGGGGUUCGACACGGCCACCGUGGGAGCCACGUUUCUCCGGUGCAAGCCAUGCGCUGCCGGCGAUCCAUGCCACAAAGCCUUCGACCCGUCCCGUUCGUCUUCCCUCGCGCAGAUCCCAUGUGGCUCGCAGGACUGCCCGUUCAAAGCAUGCUCCGGCCCAACCUGCAAUGUUGCCGUGACAAAGAAGGGCGCCGUCGUGCUGAACGCCACCUUCGUGACGGACACGCUCACGGCUGCGCCGGCCAUCCCCGUGAAUGACUUCAGGUUCGCCUGCCUGGAGAUGGGCGGCGCCAGAACGACUGGCAGUGACAGCUCGUCCGGAGUGCUCGACCUCAGCCGUGAGAGCCACUCUCUGGCUUCACGAGUCGUCUUGACUCCGGAAACGGUCACCUUCUCCUACUGCCUGCCAUGGGACCCCACCUCUAGGGGCUUCCUCUCCUUCGGCGCCGCCCGCCCGGAACGCGCCGGCCGCGGCGUGACCUACGCCACGCUACGGCACAACGCCGCCCGUCCGAGCAUGUACUUCGUCAAGCUCGUGGGCGUAACCGUCGGCCUGUCUGAGAUCCCUGUUCCCCCCGCGCCGGCGAUCGCCGGUGACGCGCUGGUCGAGGUGCACACGACCUUCACGUACCUGAAACCGGAGGUGUAUGCGGUUCUUCGCGACAUGUUCAGGCGGGGGAUGAGGCAGUAUGUGGUGGCACCGUCGUCGAGCGGGCUCGAGACAUGCUACGACUUCACCCACCUGAACACCAUCGAUAUGCCGAUGAUCUCGCUGAGGUUCGAAGGCGGGGCGACCCUGGAGCUCGGCAUCGAGCAGAUGAUGUACUUCAAGGAUCCCCGCAACAUCUUCUCCGUGGGGUGCCUCGCUUUCGCUCCGGUGCCGGCCUACGCACCAGUUGCUGCGGUUAUCGGGUCACUGGCGCAGUCACAGACGGAGGUGGUCUAUGAUGUGCUUCAAGGCAAGCUUGGGCUCGUCCCCGACCGCUGCUAG